Molecule: messenger RNA, 1368 nt
Organism: Alternaria incomplexa
Lineage: Eukaryota; Fungi; Ascomycota; Dothideomycetes; Pleosporales; Pleosporaceae
Exons: 5
Coding region: 1-1368 (455 amino acids)
Biological process (GO): GDP-mannose biosynthetic process; carbohydrate metabolic process
Cellular component (GO): cytosol
Molecular function (GO): mannose-6-phosphate isomerase activity; zinc ion binding
Source: RefSeq, a predicted model, not a curated record
AUGCGGAACCCUCUUAUCAGACUAGAAUGCGGUGUUAACAGCUACGACUGGGGCAAAGUCGGCAAAGAGUCUGCAGCCGCCAAAUUUCACGCUGCAAAUGCUUCAGACUUCUCGAUCGAAGAGGAGAAGCCAUAUGCCGAGCUAUGGAUGGGCACACACCCGUCGCUCCCCUCGAAAGACAAGGAAACUCAGCGAACGCUGCUCGACCUCUUCGAAGAAAACCAAGCCCUGUUAUCAACAGAUAUUGCCGAGCGCUAUGAGAACAAGCUUCCCUUCCUGUUCAAGGUCCUCUCCAUCAACAAGGCCCUGAGCAUCCAGGCACACCCGAACAAGAAGCUUGCCGAACAGUUGCAUGCAAGCGACCCCAAGAACUACCCAGAUGACAACCACAAGCCCGAAAUGACCAUUGCGGUCACUCCCUUCGACGGCCUCUGCGGCUUCCGACCCCUCGCCGAAAUCGCCCAUUUCCUCAAGACCGUUCCUUCAUUGCGAAAGUUAGUAGGCGAAGAAGAGGCAAAGAAGUUUGAAGACACCAUCAGUGGCAAAGAGACAUCGGACAAGGAAGAGGAUAUGCAGGAGAACAAAAAAGCUCUGCAAUCUGCCUUUACAAAGCUCAUGAACACGGACAAGGACGCACUAUCAUCUGCCAGUGAAGAGCUUGUCAAGGCAGCGGAGUCUGAGGGGGACAAGUUCGCGGACGGCGGCCCACCCUCCAACGACGGCAAAGAGCUCGCAGACCUUGUCGUACGCCUAAACUCCCAAUUCCCCGGUGACAUUGGCCUCUUCGUCCAGUUCUUCCUCAACUACGUUAAGCUCGACAUCGGCGAGGCCAUGUUCCUCAAGGCUGAUGACAUUCACGCCUACCUCUCCGGCGACAUCAUCGAGUGCAUGGCGAGCUCUGACAACGUUGUCCGCGCAGGCUUCACACCCAAGUUCAAGGACGUGGACAACCUGACAAAGAUGUUGACAUACAGCUAUGCGCCGAUCAGCGAGCAAAAGAUGGAGCCUAGGGACUACUCGCAGGUCAGGUUGAACGCACCGGCGUAUAGCUCCAACAGCAGCAACAAGCUGUACAACCCACCGAUUCCCGAGUUCGCCGUAGUACGGACUGCCCUCAACCGUGUUGGAGGAAAGGCUACGUUUGAUCCGAUUGAUGGGCCCAGCAUCAUCCUCUGCACAAAGGGCAAGGGAACGAUUAGCGCGGGACCAAAGGAGGAGGAGAUCAAGGAGGGCUACGUCUACUUUGUUGGUGCCACAGCUGAGGUCGUCAUCAAGAGCGAUAUCGAUGCCGAGGACGAGGAGGGCGCAGAGGGUCUGGUAACAUUCAAGGCGUUCUGCGAGCUUGAGGACGGCAAGGGCAAGUUAUGA